Molecule: messenger RNA, 1840 nt
Organism: Salarias fasciatus (jewelled blenny)
Lineage: Eukaryota; Metazoa; Chordata; Actinopteri; Blenniiformes; Blenniidae
Product: testican-2
Exons: 11
Coding region: 80-1330 (416 amino acids)
Biological process (GO): anatomical structure development
Molecular function (GO): calcium ion binding; extracellular matrix binding; protein binding
Source: RefSeq, a predicted model, not a curated record
GACAGCAGCAGCAGCAGCAUCAGCAGCAGCAGCAGGAGGAGAAGGACGCUACACCCCGAGAACAAACUGCCCGAGCGCCAUGGAGGCUGUGAGGGUCGCGGCUUGCCUGUGUCUGCUGGCGGGCGUCUCGCUCCAGGUGGACGUGAAAAGUGGCAAAGAGGCGGGGAAAGCCGGGAAUUUCAUGGAAGAUGAGCAGUGGCUGUCUACCAUCUCCCAGUACAGCCGGAAGAUCAAACACUGGAACCGCUUCAGAGACGAAGUCGAGGAUGACUACAUCAAAAACAUGGAGGAGAACACUGGUUCUGAUGAAACAAUGGACACCACCAAGGACCCGUGCCAGAAUGUGAAGUGCAGCCGCCAUAAGGUGUGUGUGGCUCAGGGCUACCAGAGGGCCGUGUGUGUCAACCGCAAGAAACUGGAGCACAGAGUCAAACAGUCUGGGCAGGUGGAAGCACAUGAGAACAGCUGCAAGCCGUGUCCCGUGUCCUCCUCCUCCCCCGUCUGCGGCUCAGACGGACACAACUACGCUUCUGAGUGUAAGCUGGAGCAGCAGGCCUGCCUCACGGGCAAAGACCUCAGCGUCAUGUGCGCUGGAUUUUGUCCCUGCGCCUCGGCCUCCGUCACAAACACGGACACAAAGCGUGAAAGCUGCACAGGCCAGGACCUGGCAGACCUGGGUGACCGCCUGAGGGACUGGUUCCAGCUCCUUCAUGGAAACGCAAAGCAGAACAACUCCGGCAAGCCCGGAGCUGGCACCGCCUCAGUGCUGGAGAAGAGCCUGGUGGCCAGCUGCAAGGACUCCAUCGGCUGGAUGUUCUCAAAGCUGGACACCAACGGCGACCUGUAUUUGGACCAAGCCGAGCUGGCCGCCAUCAACCUGGACAAAUACGAGGUCUGCAUCCGACCCUUCUUCAACUCCUGCGACAGCUACAAGGACGGGAAAGUGUCCACGGCGGAGUGGUGCCUCUGCUUCUGGAGGGAAAAGCCACCCUGCCUCGCCGAGCUGGAGAGGAUCCAAGUGCAGGAGGCGGCCAAGAAGAAACCCGGGAUGUACAUCCCCAGCUGCGACGAGGACGGCUACUACAGGAAGGUGCAGUGCGACCAGAGCCGGGGGGAGUGCUGGUGCGUGGACCAGCACGGCGGAGAGAUGAUGGGCACCAGGAUCCAUGGCAACCCCGACUGUGAUGAAGUGGCGGGAUAUUCUGGAGAUUUCGGGAGCGGAGUGGGAUGGGAGGACGAAGAGGAAAAGGAGGCGGAGGACGCCGGGGAGGAGGCGGAGGAGGAGGAAGAGGAGGAGGGCGAGGCCGACGACGGAGGAUACAUCUGGUAGGACCGUCCGGCCCGCCGCACGGAGAGCACGGCCGCCGGCCCGGAAGAUCUGCGGGCACGGCUCUCUCCUGAACAGAUUCUGGGACGGGACCGGGGAGGCUGUCCCGGCGGGGUGUGUAGUCCUGGCCAGGUCCAGCGAUGAGACGAUGACCAGUUGUUUUUUUUUUUUUUGUUUUGGUUUUUUUUUUGUCUUAGAUAUGUGUAAUUGCUUCAUUCUAUUCUCUGUUUUUUAAAGUGACAGAGCUUUUUACUUUGCUGUCCCGCCAAGCGGGACCCACUGACUACUGCGCCGUAGGUAGCUACAGUCCGUCCAUCACGAUUCCUAUCUCGUCCGACCGCCAUCUAUGCAUAUAGAGAUUACGAGUGAUUUUGUAUUGUGUCAACAGUCGCUUGAGUGUUAGAGCUGCCAGCCCACCGAAACGGCGAGAGAUCAGAACUGAAGCAAACACUUCGACAUUUUGGGAAAUAGGCUGUGUUUGUUUUUAUAUUGUAGAUAAUUAGAGGAAAAUAA